AUGACUCUAUUAGUUCUAUUUUGUCUUUCUAUUAUAGCAUACUCAUUAAGGGUAUCUUAUAGCAAUUAGUGUACCUGCUCUAAAUUCACAACAGAUUCAAGUUGUUUAGAAUAAACUGAUUGUAUAUGGUAAAGUGAAGGUUGCCGAACAAGAGUUUGUUCUGAAUAUUACAAUAAAGAUAAAUGUAAUAGAGUUGCUUCUUGCUCAUGGAAUGUUUCAAAAUGUGAAAAAUUUACUAAAUGUUCUGAUUACUUUAUGAACGAUUCAUUUGAUUGUUACAAAAUAGGUGAUCAAAACUUAAAUCUAUUUUGUGAGCCUUCAGAUGUAGGAAACAAAUGUUAAGUAUAUUAAACUUAAUAAUGUGGGGAUGUUGAAGAAGAUUGUACAGGUUUCGAAAGUUAAUGGAGGAUGUGUUACUGGGAUAAUAAGAGUUGUAAAGUAGUGGAUAUCAGAUAUUGUGAUGAAUUAUAUAAUGAAGAAUUAUGUUUCAUCUAUGGAGAAGGACUUGGAUGUCAAUGGAAGGAUAAUAAAUGUACAGUCAUAUCAUGUUCAGAUUACACUUCUGAGAGUACAUGUGUUUUAUAGAGAUAAAAUUUUAUAGAAGAUGAUCCUCUACUCUGUAGAUGGGCUGAGAUCAAAUGUGAAGAAGCUUAAGAUGUCUCUCAUCUUGAUUAUUCUAACUGUCUUGUGAACUCCUUCUAUAAUUACAUUUGGGAUUCAACUAAUAAAUAAUGUGUUUAUUGUUAAACAUAUAUUCCUCCAACUACAACAAAAACCCCUUGA
Paramecium primaurelia is the source of this 783-nucleotide messenger RNA. Lineage: Eukaryota; Ciliophora; Oligohymenophorea; Peniculida; Parameciidae. The record is from the annotation of a GenBank genome assembly.